Humulus lupulus (European hop) is the source of this 579-nucleotide messenger RNA. Its product is annotated as protein phosphatase 2C 70-like. Gene Ontology annotation, molecular function: protein serine/threonine phosphatase activity. Lineage: Eukaryota; Viridiplantae; Streptophyta; Magnoliopsida; Rosales; Cannabaceae. The record is from RefSeq and is a predicted model, not a curated record. The coding region runs from base 97 to 579 and encodes 160 amino acids. The transcript is spliced from 4 exons. Gene Ontology annotation, biological process: protein dephosphorylation.
GAAAAUCAGAAAAUAAAAAAAACAUAAAUAUAUAUUAUUACAUAUAUGGUGUAUUCAUAUAUCCACUUGAUAUCUUUUUGAUAAUUUUGUGUAGUGAUGAAUGUUGAUAAUGCUAUAGUUUGUGCUAAUAUAACUAGUUUUACUCAGGGUUGUGCUGCAACAGUGCUUCUGGUAUGGACUGAUGGUGCUGAAAAUUUCUUUGCACAAUGUGCAAAUGUGGGGGACUCAGCAUGUGUUAUGAAUGCCAAUGGGAAACCGAUUAAGAUGACGGAGGACCAUAGAGUAGUUAGUCAUACUGAAAGACUGAGAAUGGAAGAAAGAGGAGAGCCACUAAGAGAUGGGGAAACACGAUUAUGCGGCUUGAAUCUUGCUCGGAUGCUUGGAGACAAGUUUCUUAAAGAGCAAGAUGCUCGGUUCAGUUCAGAACCAUUUUAUAUAUUGGUUCUAGUCUUUGUAUUAUUAGAAGGGAUAAUGUUUUUCUCUUUCUUUCCUUUGUGCCUAAAUAUAGUGAGGCUUGGACUCUACUUUGACUUUCAGAUGAUUCUCUCUUCUAUGGAUGAAUAUUCUGAUGAACUAUAA